Molecule: messenger RNA, 672 nt
Organism: Linum trigynum
Lineage: Eukaryota; Viridiplantae; Streptophyta; Magnoliopsida; Malpighiales; Linaceae
Source: the annotation of a GenBank genome assembly
AUGCCACCGCCACCUAAGUUGGGGGAUGAUCAUUCUUUCAACACCAGAUAUGGGUCACUCCAGUUCUUGGCAACACAUAUUUUCCUAUUGGGGGCAGAGACUCCUCUAGCUUUCCAGGUUGCUCGAGGGGGGUUGACAGCAGUGAGGGACAAGUUGGAAAUGAUGAGAACAACUCCGGCUGAAAGGGAAUCGAUGGUAAUACCUAAGGAGUUUGAAAGAGUCCUCAACCCCAAAAAAGUUAUGUUCAAGGGAUGUAGAAAAGGAAAGGCAAAAAAACAACAGAAGAAAAAGAAGAGGAAGUGUGGGAGAUGCGGUAGAAGGGACGGUCAUUAUAUUAAGACUUGUCCUGAACCCGAAGGCUACGUGCCGCCAGCUAGAGAAUCUUCGUCUGAUGAAGAGGAUGACGACGAUGAUCUGGAUGCGGACAAUGAUGGAGGUGAUGAGGGAGGUGAUGAUGGAGAUGAUGACGAUGACCAAAGUGGUCGGCCCCAAAAGACUGGGCCACGUACUAGGAGUAGUACUAUGACACAUCAGCAGCAAGGGAAAUCCAAUAAGCAUACAGAACCUAGUGUGGAGCCUUCUGCUCAAUGUUCUGAACGCCAAUCUGAGAGGACCCAACAGAGGAGGGGACAUGGCAAGAAGUUGAACAACACAGACAGGGCAAGAAGUUGA